ACGUAAAAAAAAGUUAAACCCGGCUGAGUCAUAGCCCGGCGACGGUGAAAAUCUUCCACGGUGUCCGCGAUAUCAUUCGCGCACACAGUAACAGAACCUCAGAUCAAACAACAACACACACACAGCCAGCCGAAAGAACCGGCCCCGCGGUUAGUGAUAACACGGUGGAGGCAGAACCGAGAGGUCGGACGCACGACGGCACACAGCUACAUCAUCAUCAUCAGAGAGUUCGCCAGUCUUGUCAAGCAAUUCGCCGGGAUCGGAUCGUCGUGGUAUCCUCUCGUAUGUUCAUUCGCUGCUGCUGCUGCUGCGGUCACAAAGUGUUCUUAUCAGUCUUCACCGUGUGUGCCUUCCCGUCGCCCGUGUGGGUACGGAAAAUGUAAUCUAAUCACUACUGGCGAGCCCGAGAGUUCCGUAUCAGUUUGCCAAGCUGAAACCUUUGCCUCUUAUCAGUCGUCGUUCAUCUGGGUGGAGAGCAGGUUUCGGGGCUUGAAUUGGUCAAAGUGAUCUUCUCUGUUGAGUGGUAGCGGCACUUAACGGUUCCAGAGGACAGUGACUUUGACGGAUAGGAGGAAUUCGGAUACAGAGCUAAAUAUAACCCAAGGACAAGGCCCCAAUGUUGAAGACGGCACAUUUUGGACGGACGAUCGCAGGCUGCAAAAAUGUCCUCCAACAGGUCGGCGGUGGCGCCCGCCGCCCGUUUGGCACAAAUCCCAAAACGAAGCUGCGGCGCGUUCUGGUCGUGUCGAAGCUGACGCGGCUCGAGUUCGAGAAGAACCGCGACCAGUCGGCGACCUCGCUGAGCGAUGCGAAGCUGGAGCAGAAAAUCCGCGACCGCGGCUCGGAUUACGACGCCAUGAAGUACUACCACCACCUGCACAAGGACGUCGAGGAGGACGUGAUCCGGUGCUUUCGGGAGCAGGGCAUUGAGGUGCGGGUCGUGAAUCGGUUGACGAUCAACAAGGAGUUGCUGCGGUGGGCGGAUGUGCUGGUUCCGGUUGGGGGUGACGGGACGUUCUUGCUGGCGGCUGGGCGGGCGAGUCCGUUUAUGUUGGACGAACCGCGGAAGAUUCCGGUGGUGGGGUUCAAUUCGGAUCCGCGGAGGUCCGAGGGCAGGUUGAUGCUGCCCAAGCACUACUCGGCGAAUGUGGGCGAAGCGGUGAAGCGGAUUUUGGCGGGUGAUUUCAGCUGGAUGCACCGGUCCAGGAUUAGGAUUACGCUGGUUGGGGCAGCUACAACGGAACGACCUCCGCCGAUCGAUCUGCACGAGUACAACGUAUCUCCGGUGGAGCACAAAGAGAUUGUGGGAUUGAAUGGGAACGAUCAACCGCAGAGCAGCAGCCGCAUUCUGCCGUAUUUGGCACUGAAUGAGGUCUUCAUCGGAGAAAUGGUCUCGGCGCGGGUGUCACACCUGCACCUCCGGAUCGACAAGUCGGACGUUGUGACGAAAACGAAGAGUUCCGGACUAUGCGUCAGCACCGGAACCGGCUCGACCUCGUGGCUGACCAGCAUGAACCGGCUGUCGACGGACAACGUGCGCGACCUGGUCGAAAUCAUCCGGCGGCGGACAAACCACGCGACGGCGCUGGCCGGCCUCGAUCCGGAGGCCAUUUCCGACGAGUACAACCAGCAGCUGGUGUUUCCCCCGGACGAUCCGCGCCUGUGCUACUCGAUUCGGGAGCAAAUCUGCGUCGGCGUUUGGCCCAACCCGAAGGGACUGGAAUCGCGUGGGUUCGCCAAGCAAAUCUCGGUCCGGUCCCGGUGCAUCGAUGCAAGCUUAGUGAUAGACGGCAGUAUUGCGUACAAUUUCAAUGACGGGGCAAAGGCGUCCCUGGCGGUUUACCCCGAGGACGCGCUGCUGACCAUCGAAAUGAACUGAAAGAAAGCUUUGGCAAACGAGUUUUAAUUUUUUAUUUGGCAGAACACAAGGAGUCCUCUCGCGAGGUGGCCGCUUUAGCUAAAAUUUUAUACUAAAGUAAUGUUCCAAAUUUCUAAGUUAUUUUCUAGGAUAUUUUUUAAUUGAGUUUAGAGGUAGAAAGAGGGGAAGUGUGCAUUUAUAACGCGUCAGACGAUGAUAUAGAACAAAGUGCUGUUAAUAAAUGUUUAUCGAAAAAUGA
Culex pipiens pallens (northern house mosquito) is the source of this 2117-nucleotide messenger RNA. It is a transcript of the gene Nadk2, whose product is annotated as NAD kinase 2, mitochondrial. Gene Ontology annotation, cellular component: mitochondrion. NCBI's taxonomy places the organism in Eukaryota, Metazoa, Arthropoda, Insecta, Diptera, Culicidae. The coding region runs from base 617 to 1879 and encodes 420 amino acids. The transcript is spliced from 4 exons. Gene Ontology annotation, molecular function: NAD+ kinase activity. The record is from RefSeq and is a predicted model, not a curated record. Gene Ontology annotation, biological process: NAD+ metabolic process.